Messenger RNA from Cryptococcus deneoformans JEC21, 5220 nucleotides. RefSeq lists its product as hypothetical. The record is from RefSeq and is a predicted model, not a curated record. Bases 37 to 5151 code for a protein of 1704 amino acids. Gene Ontology annotation, molecular function: DNA helicase activity. Gene Ontology annotation, biological process: telomere maintenance; DNA repair. The transcript has 4 exons. Lineage: Eukaryota; Fungi; Basidiomycota; Tremellomycetes; Tremellales; Cryptococcaceae.
AGUGCCCCUGGUAUCCCCUACCAUCGCUCCACGACAAUGAGUAAACGUACUACAACUUUGGCCGAUAUUGGCGACAUGCCCUCUACCUCUGACGGGGCCCGACGUCGUCGUCGUCCGCAUGAUGACAGUCCUGAACCUCGCAAUUUACUUCCCUCUGAUCGCUUUCCAGGUGGCCAAUAUCCUGCUUUUCGUCAUCCGAGGCGUGAAAGCAGGCCUCCAACACGGCUGGACGAUGAAAACGAAGGUAACCAACAGUUCCAUGAUCUUGAUCAACAGCCUGCUCGCCGUCGACCACGGCGCGAACGCCGGGCUCCAGCACGCUUUGAUGAUAUAGACGAGGGUGAUCAACAACUCCGGCGCCCACCAAGGCCUAUCAAAUGUGCCCUCUGUGACGAAUCGUUUCCGCGAGAACGUUUCGAGGCCAACGGCGAAUCAUAUGACACCUGUAUUGAGUGCCGAAGAACCAUCCCUCCUUCACGUAUACCCUUCACAGAUAAUGUUGACGCACCUGCUAUCCCACAACAUGCUAUCAGCUGCAUUAAGACCUUUCAGAGUGAAUGCGAGAAGAUAACGGUGGAUACUUGCAUCACGUGCAACGAGCGAUGGUUUGGUUUGGAUGUCAGUAGGGAGGGGAGGUGUACGCGUUGCAGGUCCUCUUAUUUACGAAGGACAAAGUUUACCGACUACAACAAUAUGGAUCCCGGCAAAUCACUUGGAGACCUUUGUGAGGAAGCUGGUAUGCAACGUCCUGAACCUCCGUCGCAUACAGAAGAACUUCUCUUAUCCAAAAUACACCUUCAGGUCCAGUAUUGGAAUGUUCACGGACAGCAAACCGCAUACGCUGGACAUACCUGCCUUUUCUCCCGUGAUAAUGCAGCUUUUCUGAACACCUUACCUAUUCUACCUGAACAUCUGGAUGUUCUUAUACUUCGCGACGCUUCGGCUUCUCCAACACAUAUCACCGGCUUUGGGAACCGCGCAGAGUUCCAUGUCAAACGACAACGGCUUAUUGAUAACCUGCUGGCCCUUCAACGUUUUCACCCUUCUUACCGAGACAUCAUCAUCAGUCAAGAGAAUCUGGCCAGCCUCCCAGAAGAUGGGUCAGUCUUCCACCGCCUACGUUCAGCAACCCAAGCUUCAGACCCUAAUGUCACAACCCACACCGCCCCUGAUUCUGGUCCUCACGCAGGCAACCUUCCAGAAGCCAAUAACGACAUUGUCUCAGCAGGUUGUGUCCCCAAUUUGAUGCAGCCUGGAAUGGAGCUGGAUGAUGCUAGGGCUGCUCUCGGCCAUUAUGCACGUGAUGAUGAUGGUGAGGAAAUCGCACUCGCGGUUCCCCUACUGGGAUCCCAACCUGUCAACGAACAUGACCAAGGUCACGAAUACCUGAUCGAAGCCUUCCCCUUCCUAUUCCCGAGUGGUGUGGCGGACCUUCAUGCCCAUCGCAUUCAUGCAGUUCAUCCGGAUGAGUAUUUCAGGCAUCUACUUCGUUAUAAAGACGGGAGAUUUGCCAGUGAUCCUCGCUUCAGGUUCUAUGCAUUCAAUGCUUUACUGCGUUGGCAAGCGAAGAAGAUGUCGGGCUUUUUGGUUUCCAGGAAUGAGGAAGAUAGAGGGUUGUCUGCCGGAGACCUGCGAGACUUGGCCCAAAGUGAUGCUCGAAGCCUGUUGGAUCGUGUUCGGAGGGGGGGUCAUCAACUUCGAGGGACCGCUCCAUAUUGGCAUAAAAGGAGCACUGAGCUGAGUGCUAUGGUUCAGCAACUUGGAACCCCAAAUGCAUUCCUCACGGUCACCGCAGCUGAUCUCCAUUGGCCGGAUCUGCACCGACAUAUGCCUCCACCAGAUGAACCCCAUGUUUCGGAAACUGCUCGUCAGCGACACAACAGCAAGAAUGUCAAUAACAAUCCUGCUAUCACUGCAUGGUAUUUUCAGAAACGAUUCCAGUUAUUUUUCGAGCACGUAAUAAAACCAGUGUUCAAGGUAAAGGAAUGGUGGUUCCGUUAUGAAUGGCAAAGUCGAGGUUCCUCUCAUGUGCACGGUCUUAUCUGGAUGGAUGGAGCGCCAGAUCCCUCUGCGUUGGGGGAUGACAUGUCUAGGAACGCAUUCGCUGAAUUCUGGGAUAAACACAUCACAGCUUUCAAUCCUGAAGUCGGUCUUCCUGCAGGCGACUGUCAUCCUUCCUCUUUAGCGUUCGCAGACAUUGAGUUUACUCAUCACGCUGUUGCGCAAAGGAUCAACUGCUUUCAGCGCCAUGCAACUCACUCUCAGUACUGCAUGAAACGCAAGCGUAAUGCUCCCUCCGACGCUCCAGCGCAAUGUCGAUUUGGGUUCCCGAGGCCUCUGCAUGAGAAGACAGAGUGGGUGAGAGGAGAGGAAGAGGGUGACGAGUGGGCGUUUGUGGUGAAAAGCAAUGAUCAAGACCUGAAUACUUUCAGUCCAGUGCUGGUAUUAGGAUGGACAGCAAAUACAGACUUUAGCCCCUGCAAAUCACCCCAUGCAGUUCUUAACUACGUUGCUAAAUAUGCUUCGAAAUCGGAAAAGUCUUCUGCCGAUCUGCUUCCGACACUGUUCUCGAUCAUUGAACACCUCGAAGACGAUACACCACUGCGUGUUGUGGCACAGAAAGUCCUUUCAAACGAUAUCAGCUCUCGUGACUACUCAGGUCAAGAGGUUUGCCACUCUUUACUGGGAUGUCAUAUGUUCUCUGCGUCCCGCUCAUUCAGAUCCCUUGCAUUAUCAAUGAAUCGUUUCCGACGCCUUCGAGGUCCAGAGGAACAGGAGGGCAAUGGUGGCCAGGACGACAUGGACGAUGCUGAGGAUGAUGAUGAUGGUCCAGAAAUGAAAGACUGGAGGGACGCGUAUGAGGAAAGACCCCCUGAAGAAGAGAACAUUUCGUUAUAUGAGUGGUACCUAUUCUUCGAGAAAAAUAAGAGAACUGGAAACCUUUCACGAAGAGAUGACGAGUCUUGUUACGUCCUCAGGCUCUGGCCAGUGUACUUCCCACCAUAUGAAAUGUACACAGAUAACGAGCCUCCCCUAUCUCCACCUCCUCCUGUACUCCCCGCUUCUCCCCGAAUAACACACUCACCCCUCUUACCAUCCUCCCCAGGUGAAGAGCAUGAAGAAAACCCCGGUGCUAAUCCCUCCAAUGAAGAAGACAGCGAAGAUUGGUUCCGAGCAAAGAUCCUCCUCCAUGUUCCAUACCGCAAUCAGACUGAGCUUCGGCUGGACAACGAAUCCUGGGCUGAUACCUACUUCCGUCUCCUGGCUGCCAGGGCUCUACGAAACAAUGGGGGAAGAGCUGACUCCAUGCCUUCGAAACCCAGAAGUCGUGUUGUUGUCCAAUCUCCAGAAGAAGAGUUUGAAGAGCUCGACAUUGUCCAAGAACGAAUCCUAACGGAUGAACAGCUUCUCUCGGCAAUGGGCCCACGCCCCAACCAAUUCAUUGGAAACAGGCUAGGUCUAAGAGACUUCGACAAAGACUUCAGAUGGAAGGAAUGGUCAGAGAGAAGAGGUGGGGAAGAUGUGGCUUUGUUGAGCAAAGGCAUUAAAGACUGGAAAAACCCUCCCCCUCCUGAACUACCCCAUCCUCUUCCUCCUCUGCCUCGAGUAGAUGUUACUCUCCUCAAUUUCAAGCAGGCUCUAUGCCACACCAAAUUUCGCCGACACUGCCAACGUUCCUUGCAAGCUGGGCCCAACAACCCUCUGCCGCCAUUCCUCCUAAACCUUGACGGUACUGCAGGUACAGGCAAAACGUUCACUGUCAAUGCGAUUUGUCAGACGGCUGCAGACUUAGUCGAUGACGCUGGCAUGGGAAGUAUGGUGAUUGUUAGACGGUUAGCGCCAACAGGCAUAGCCGCUUUUCAUAUACACGGCUCCACAUACCAUUCCGCCCUUGGCAUCUCCCCAAAGGAGAAGAAAGGCAAGGCGGCUGCUGGUCGUCAGCUAGCUGCUCUUCAAGAGGAUUGGAAGCACAUACGCUAUCUGAUCAUUGAUGAAAAAUCAAUGGUUGGUCGUGUGGGACUGGCCCUCAUUGACAAACGUCUUCGUGAGAUCUUUCCUCAUAGGGACGUUUGGUUCGGUGGAUUGAGUGUCAUCCUCUGCGGAGAUUUCGGCCAGCUACCUCCGGUCGGUGACGUCCCUCUGUAUUCCACUGAUAUCCAAACGGGUAACUCGGACAGAUCAAGGCUCCUAAACCAUGGUCGUCUGGCUUACCUUGCUUUCUCUGAGAGCUUGGAGCUGGAUGUGGAAAUGAGGCAGGCUGGUAUGGAUGAAACCACCCGCAAGUUCAAAGAACAUCUCCUCCGUUCUAGAGCUGGGAAGGUCAUUGAGCAAGACUUCGCCGAUGUGGUCCAGACUCGUUUUUUUGCGAAGCUACCGACGGAUGAGCAGAAGCUGUUUGUUCAGGCUACUCACCUCUGUGCGACAUCUGCUCAUGUACAGGAGCUCAACCUCUCUGGCUUGUACCUCGCAAAAAAACCGGUCCUCCGCGUCUCUGCUCUCCAUACCGGUGUUGGUGCCGAGAAGAGAAGGCCUGACGAUGCUGAUUCCCUGACGAACGUCGUCUUCUUGAUGGAAGGCGCAAAGGUCAUGCUUACUCGAAACCUUUGGGUCGAUCAGGGUCUCACGAAUGGGUCAAUGGGACAAGUGCACGAGAUUCUCUGGGAUGGUGUUGCACGACCAGGGGUUGACAUGCCUUCAUCUGUGUUAGUGGCGUUCCCCGGUUAUACCGGUCCAGUUCACGCUGGCACAAAUGCACAGGGCGUACCUCUGGUUCCGAUCACUCCGGUGAAAUGUGAAUGGAAGUCCCAGGGAGUUGCUUGCAGUCGUACCCAAUUCCCUCUUCAACUCGCAUUUGCCAUCACCAUCCACAAAUCUCAAGGCAUGACUCUUGACAGAGUUUGUCUCCAUCUCGGUGAUAGGGAAUUUGCUCGUGGACUUACGUUCGUAGCCAUGUCUCGCGUAAGAAAGCUUGAGCAUAUUGCCUUUAAGCCUGGGUUUGAGUUGGAGAGACUGAUGCAGGUGAAUGGUGCGAAAUCCUCAAGAGGAACUGGGAUGAGACGGAGAUGGGAGGAUGACAACGAGAGGAGAAAGGGUUUGGUGGGCGGUUUCGACGAUUACUCCGGUUGGGAGGAGGAGGGAAUAUUUGUUUAAUAUAAUUCGGAUUGAGCCUGGCAUGUUUUCACAGUUUUCGGUGUUGUAUAUAGCUUUACUAGUGUUGUA